Messenger RNA from Mytilus trossulus (common blue mussel), 2027 nucleotides. Its product is annotated as chromobox protein homolog 2-like. The transcript has 5 exons. The record is from RefSeq and is a predicted model, not a curated record. The coding region runs from base 222 to 938 and encodes 238 amino acids. NCBI's taxonomy places the organism in Eukaryota, Metazoa, Mollusca, Bivalvia, Mytilida, Mytilidae.
UUCUGUUCAGGAUAUGUCUCUGCAAACCGUGUUUGAAAAAAAAAUUGGUUCGAAUUUCGGAAAACUGAUUGUCAACAUCCUUUCAAAAUGGUCUAAGUUUUCUUAAAAUUUGUUUGGCCGGAAAUGUCAUAUUCUCCUUUCGAAAUGUCCGCGGCUGAAUCUUUGUUUGCCAUAUACCUUGCCCAUUUACAAAGCACGACGGGAAAUCGGGAAAUUUAAACAUGGAGGCAGAACAAGUUCUUCAAGAGAGAAGUAGAGGUAGAGGAAAAAAGGAAUAUUUAGUAAGAUGGGAAGGAAAAGGACCAGAAAGUGAUUCAUGGGAACCAGCUUCAAGUGUACCUCAAAAAAUUGUCAAAAGAUUUUCAUCACCAGGAAAGAAAACACCUGCCAAAAGGUCAAGAACUCGUUCAACAUCCAGAGGCAGAGGAGGUCGCUCUAGAUCAAAAACUCGUAAAGCUAGUAAAUCACCUUCUAGGAGAAAAUCUGCGCCUACUGCGGCUCCAACUAGACAGUCUAGAAGAUCUAUUAUAGAAACAAAGACUCCUGAAUCUGAAAUUAGGACAGAAACCUUAACUUCAAAGACGGACGUUUCACAGAAUAACAUUGGUACAGUAACGAGGACAGUGACAGAAGAGAAAACAGUUACUAGUUCUGUGAAAAAAUCACCCAUCAAUAGAUUUUCUGACUCAGACUCUGCCCCAGCAUGGAAACGAAAUUUACCAGACGUUGGCCAAUAUUACAACUCAGAUUAUGCCAUGAUUAUAGUAUUUACCUGUGUCACUAUAAUAACACUGAGUUUUGUUUUGGAAAAUAAAGUCGACUUUGCAGCAAUAUGGGAAUACUUAAAGAAUCUUUUCAACAGUCUAGUUCUGAUGAUGACUAGUGUGUUUCCAUCAUCACCAGAAACCAAAUCUACAGGUUCUCAGACAGGAAAAUAGAAGAACAUUGGCCAAUUAUUUAGUGUAUCGAUCACAACCUGUGGCAGCUAUGUCAUCGAUCACACAUUUAACCAUGUACUGAAAUUAUUAUAGAUGUAGAGUAGAGACUUCAUAGGCAAACUUGUGUCGAAACUCGUGUCUGGUUCAGGUUGUCACUUUUAUGAGCAGUCAGUACUUAAAGAAGAAUUGACUGAAUACACACAUUUUUCUUGUGACUAGAUUGUCCAUAACUUCAUAGUAGCGUAGUAAAUUGCAUAGAACAGACACUUCCUACAUGAAUAGUUAGAUUGAUCUAUAGAUUUGGAAACAUUUUAGAUUUUUUAACCUUAAUUUUAAUUUUCAAGAGUCAAUUAUAGAGCAGUUGCCUGAAAUUAAAGAAGAUCAUGAAAAAAAUCAGUCUGAGAUUAUUGGUAAAUUUUCUCAAAGUGAUUGUUACAUAUAAUGUGCCUUGAGUUCAGAUUUCAAGCUUCAUAAAUCUUUCAUUUUACAUUUUACUGUAGAGGGUUAAACUGAUUUGUUUAAGAUUUAUAGAAAUUGGAAAGGAAGAUAUCUAUGCCUAAAACAAAGUAAAUUAAGAAUACCUAUUGAAACCUUUUUUUUACAGACAAUCUUUUCUGGAAUAAUAGGCAAUAAAGAGGAGAUUUUUUAAAAUGAUGUAAAUAAUGACAUUUUGUAAAUACCUUUUUGUUUCAUGAAUUUUUCAAUACAGUAUAAAUUGAAACAUUGCAUACUUUUUAUAUAUAAUGAUAAACAUAUUAUGUACGAAAUAGUGCUUUUAUAAGAUAUCAAUUAAGUAAGCUUAGCUACGCAAAAUUUAUUUGCACCAAAUUUUCUUAAUAUGUGUUGAGUAUUUUAGUUUAGAAAAUUCAAGUUUUACAGUAAAACAGCUACAAGUGAUAUCAAUAUUGUGUUUUAAAUUUUUUAGGUUGCAUUUUGAGUUUUUAAUUAUUUUGUCUUUGCUUUACUUUUUGUCAGCAUUAUGAUAGCAGUGUUUCAAAUUUUUUCAACUGUUGUACUUUACAUGUGUUUUUUUUGUUCUAGAUUUAUUAGAUUAUAUUUAUUUUGUCUGAAAGAUGCUUUGCUUUAUGG